Messenger RNA from Ascochyta rabiei, 885 nucleotides. RefSeq lists its product as uncharacterized. The record is from RefSeq and is a predicted model, not a curated record. Bases 1 to 885 code for a protein of 294 amino acids. The transcript is spliced from 2 exons. NCBI's taxonomy places the organism in Eukaryota, Fungi, Ascomycota, Dothideomycetes, Pleosporales, Didymellaceae.
AUGCAUCAAUUCCAUCUACCCAACCCCGCCAUGGUUGUGUCUCACCAGCCAACUGAUGACAUCAAGCCGGAACUUACCAAUGUCAAACUGCCGCCCAUCCAUCAGGUCACACCAGAACCACGCUUCAGCUACAGUUCAAGCGUCACAAACUACGACUCCGACAUGUCAAGGCGACCUUCCAUCUCUUCAAUGACAUCAUCUGGAUUCCAUCCUUCUCGAUCUGCUUCUCCUGCCUUUUCUGUGUCUACUGUUGAGCCUGCGUAUGCAGGCUCCAGGUCCCUGGACCGGCUGCGGAUGCAAGCGGGUCACCUACAAGGCUUCCCCUACACCACACCGGCGCAUGAGUCCCGAGCCGCUUCACCACACGCUGGCGGCAAGGCCAGCAAGAAGAAGCGAGACGACCGCAAGCAAUACUCCAGGCGAGCGUCGGUUGGCAUCACUUCUUCCAAGGUCCAGAAGAGCGACAACGAAGCCGGCAACCGCUUCGACCAGGCCAUCGACCAAGCCAACAUCGUGCUUGCACUGAAGGAGGGCAACUCCACCAUCGCGACCACCGCGGCACCACGCAACGGCAGCAGCCAGUCAGGCUGGACCUCGCUCAAGACCAACAACGUCAACUGGGACGUCUUGAAAGACGCCGGAAUCCAACCCUCUCUCUGGAACAAGUCCUGUGUCAACGGCUCGGCCAUUCUGGUCAUCAGACACAGCAACGCCCAACUGGACGACUCCAUCACCUCCCUCACGCGCAUAUGCGAGCAAGGAGCGACCAUGACCAAAGAUCAGCUCCUGGAGCAACUGGCGCAGCACGCGCAGGCGCUGGAGGCAGCAAAGAACACACGUGGCGAGGCGGACUGGGUUCCCGCCUCGCAGCGCCAGCUCUCAUGA